AUGGAUAUAGUGAAAACCUUAAAUUAUAAUAGAGCAAUCCCAAACCUAGAUUCACUUACAACCAAUCUAGUUGAAUCAUGCGUUAAAGAUACUAAAGAAAACUACCAGAGAUUCUGGAGACAGAAACUUGAAAACUCAUCCAAACUUACCUUCUACACAAGCAUAAAGGAAGUCUAUGAGCUUGAAACUUAUUUGACUACCAUAACUAAUUCAAACCAAAGAAAACGUUUAACACAGCUCCGACUAAGUAACCAUAAACUAAUGAUUGAACUCGGUAGAUACGAAAACAUUCCGCGAGAAGACCAAAUAUGCAAGGUCUGCCAGGCAGGAGAAAUAGAAACGGAACAUCACUUCCUAACAUCCUGUGAAGCCUAUAGUAGUCUUCGAGAAAACUUUUUAAAUGACUUGGAAAGUGAUCACACCAAUGAAACAGAUUGA
Paramuricea clavata is the source of this 438-nucleotide messenger RNA. The record is from the annotation of a GenBank genome assembly. NCBI's taxonomy places the organism in Eukaryota, Metazoa, Cnidaria, Anthozoa, Malacalcyonacea, Plexauridae.